Messenger RNA from Pseudozyma hubeiensis SY62, 3198 nucleotides. RefSeq lists its product as hypothetical. Gene Ontology annotation, cellular component: telomerase holoenzyme complex. Bases 1 to 3198 code for a protein of 1065 amino acids. The transcript has a single exon. Gene Ontology annotation, biological process: nuclear-transcribed mRNA catabolic process, nonsense-mediated decay. Gene Ontology annotation, molecular function: telomerase RNA binding; telomeric repeat DNA binding; protein binding. The record is from RefSeq and is a predicted model, not a curated record. Lineage: Eukaryota; Fungi; Basidiomycota; Ustilaginomycetes; Ustilaginales; Ustilaginaceae.
AUGUCGCAAAAGGAUGUGCGUGCCGCUUCGUUGCUCGAUCAAGGACGCAGGCAAAAGGCAGAGCUCGAGCGCAUGGUCAAAGCAAGCUUUGCGCACUCCUCGUCAUCGUAUUCCGGCACCACGAACACAUCCCGCGCAGGUCGCUUACAUCCUAAAGACAGCACCGUAAAGAUUCUCGAUGCAGAGGUCGACUUUGCUCGCAAAAAUGUUCGCAACACCUGGCUCAACCUGCUUUUCACCUGCACGUUUACACGCGAAGCGCAGUCGGUCGAUGCCAACAUCUGGAACGACACCAGCUACAACCUCAUCGUCGCCUAUCGCUCUUACAUAUCAACCGCACAGAAAGCCGUCGAUCCCGCCGCUCAAGCUCCAGCGCGUCGUGGAAAGUCUGCUCAGGAUGCAGCGCGUGCCAAGUCCGAGUAUCGCAAGUUCCUGCUUGACGAGGAACUCUUCUGGCAUGAGCUGAUGGGCAGGCUUGUCCGCCUCUUUUCGCUCGACGAAGCCCGCUCCAACCUCGAAGCGCUGGGCAUCGAUGCCGACAGCGACGCCAAUUCGUCCGUCUCAUCUUCCAUACCCACCGAUUCCUAUGCAUCACGAGCCACACGCCAGACCAACGAGCCGGACGAGAGCCUAUCUCAAGCCGCCUUACUGCCAGCUAAGCGCAUCCACCUCAUCACUCUGCUGCACAAGUUCCUCAUCUUUUGCGGUGAUCUUGCCAGGUACCGCGAGAUGUCGUCGCACGACAAUGAUGCUGGCACCUCCACCAUCAAAGGCGCCAAGGCCAAGCACGACUUCAGCCGUGCCUGCGCCUUCUACGAACAAUCGCGCCUCAUCCUGCCCGACCAGGGACAGCCAUCCAACCAACUUGCCGUUGUCUCGCUCUACAGCUCCGACACUUUCGCUGCCCUGUACUACUACUACCGAGCUCUCUGCGUCAAGACGCCCUUUGCAAAAGCAAAGAUCAACCUCGAGAAGCUCCUGUCGAAACCCACCUCCGCCUAUCUCGAAAGCGCUGCGCGAUUUGCCGAUGUUGAAGAUAAGCAAUGGGACGCGGCAAAGGAUUACCGGGCGCGCGAUCCGCAGCUGGUAGUGCGGCUUUCAAACGACUUGAACCGAGCCCAGCAGUUGAGCGAGGCCUGGAUCGAACAGGUCGUCGUCUUGCACGGCUUGUUCUAUCGACGCAGCCACCUCGAUCACAUCAUGUUCCUCUCUCGGUCAGUGCUCGCCACCUUCUCCACAUUGAUCCGCGCACGAGCGCUGCGCGCCGAUCAGAUCGUACAGUUCCUCGUCAUCGCCCUCUGCGCAUCUUGGACAACACGACUUUGGCGCGGAGCACCUACCUCGUCGAGCAGGGAAUCUCCGCGCCCCUCUUCCGACGGCUCCGAGGACCGACAUCGUCCAAGGGCGGUCCGCGGCGAGCGCUCAUCUAAGAAACGUGCACCGUCGCCUGAAACAGCUCGCUGCGUCGAGUUUCUGGUCACUGCACAUGUGCUCGGUGUCUUUCGCGAGCUAACUGCAGUCGAUACAGCCGAGACUCGACAGGCGUUGGAGGCCAACCAGGAGCUCGCGGAAGCGUUGCAGCAGAUGGAUGAGGCGUCUGCUCCUGCCCGCAACCUCACCGCCGUUGUUCGAAGAACACUACCGGCGCUGCGCAUCGUAACAAAGUGGACCAAGACACAUCUCGAGUACAUGCAGCGGAUCCAAAAGCGAGCUCGCGAUGCUAUGCAGCAGUUUGGCGAAACCGAUCCAGAAGUGGUGCGCUCGGACAUGGAGGUGUUGCCAGAUUCGGAGCGUCCGCAUCCUCACCACGCUGCGUACGCAGACACGCUCGAGUCGAUGGAUCGAUGCUGGUCGCAAUACGUCGAUCUGAUCAACAGCCUGCGCUAUGCGUUCCCGUUCGACUCUUUGCCCAACAUUGGCAAGGUGGGCUCGGUGGGUGCUCCUGCGCUCUGCCUGGAGGAAGACUCGGACAUGCGAGGCUUUGCGCCAACGCGCAAGGCUACCCAGUCAACCAUCCCCGGCGGCACCACCAUCAACGUUGGGAUGGGAGAGGCAUGCGCCAACGUUGAGGCGGUGCGACCAAGUCAGGUGCAUCCGAACGAGGAGCAGCUCAUGCGCAUUGCGGAUCUUAUGAUCGACGCAAAGGUGAUCGCAGAAUCGGAUGCAAGCCCGAUUCACUUUGACGACAACAACAACGUGUUUGUCUUUGACCGAGAGAGGGUCAGGGCGACCACAGAGGCUCGGCCUGAUGCGACUGCCGCUGCUUCGGCGACACGGACGGUGCGACCAGCCUCGAUAGGAGCUUCAGCGAACGAGGUGAUUGGUGCGUCGAUGAACAACGCCAAAGCAUUGAGGCAAGGAGAAGGCGCCGACGUGAGCUCGGUGGAGCAAUCGAUGCGCAGUGUUCAGGUACGAGAUGCUGGCCACAGCGCGGCUGGUGAUAGCCAAAGUUCAGCAGAUCAGCUACUGGUGCCAUCGCAGGUCAAGUCCAGAUCGCGUCAGAACAAGGAUGAGCUGGCGCGUCAGCUGUUUGACGCUUACCCGCUGACGGCUCAUUCGCAUUCUGGCCCGAGCUCGAGCCAGAUGGUAGCCUCAAGUUCCAAUUCGUCCGCACCGGGGCACGGCAGUGAGGCACAUCCACAGGAUGGAUUGCUUCACUUGAUGUCAUCUCAGACUGGUGCGGGACAACCAGGCAUGGGUCAGGGCGGCAGCUAUGUAGGUUCAAGUACGAGCGGCCAUCACGCCAACCCUUUGCUCCCUAAUGGCGCCCCGAUCAGUUCCAUCUGGGCGCCGCCCAGCGCUGCGGAUGUGGGUGGGGUCGCAGCUGGUCUGGCUCCUCAGCUGCAGCAAUAUGGUCUUCGCAGCAACGGAGCAAGUAUCGAGCUGUAUCAACAUCAGAUGCAACAGCAGCAGCCAUAUGCGUACCAGCAACAGCCACACUGGCAGAAUGGACCUUACAUGCAACAACAGCACGGUAGCUUUGCAGAGACUUAUGGCCACACCACGCCUGACCCCUUCAAUCCGCACGUCCACGGCGCUCAACAGCCGCAGCAGCAACAUCAGAACUCGUAUUCGGCGUCACCUGCGCAGCAGUCGCAGCAGCGCAUGACGCCUCAACCUGGUCACGCGCACGGCGACCGAUUCGGGUUCGAGGCCGAACGAGACAUGUACUACCCUGGACCUUCUCGCUUCCAAUGA